Miniopterus natalensis is the source of this 1584-nucleotide messenger RNA. The record is from RefSeq and is a predicted model, not a curated record. Lineage: Eukaryota; Metazoa; Chordata; Mammalia; Chiroptera; Miniopteridae.
AUGCCAGAGGGCACUCAGACCGGGAAAGACGACGUCCCCGGGAGCGGGGCUGGCCAGCGAGGGAGCGAGGGAAGCGUUAACUCAGUGUGCAGCUUUCUGGGUGGUUUUCACGUGGGGCCGGGCCUGGCCAAGCCCAUGGGUCUGGUGGAGGGCCCGGGGGGUCUGGGCCAAGGCGGUGUGGCGGCCACUCUGCGGGAUGACAGCCAGGAGACAGCCGGCCACUACGAGGAAUAUGGCUACAACGCCCAGCUCAGCGACCGCAUCUCCCUGGACAGGACCAUCCCCGACUACAGGCCCAAAAAGUGCAGGCAGAUGACCUACUCGGACGACCUGCCCCAGAUCUCCGUGGUGUUCAUCUUCGUGAACGAGGCUCUCUCGGUCAUCCUGCGCUCGGUCCACAGCGUGGUCAACCGCACGCCCUCCCAGCUCCUGAAGGAGGUCAUCCUGGUGGAUGACAACAGUGACAACGUGGAGCUCAAGUUCAACCUGGACCAGUACGUCAACAAGAGGUACCCGGGCCUGGUGAAGAUCGUCCGGAACAGCAGGCGGGAGGGCCUGAUCCGGGCGCGGCUGCAGGGCUGGAAGGUGGCCACGGCCCCGGUCGUAGGCUUCUUCGACGCCCACGUGGAGUUCAGCACCGGCUGGGCCGAGCCUGCCCUCACGCGGAUCCGGGAGGACCGCCGGCGCAUCGUGCUCCCCGCCAUCGACAACAUCAAGUUCGACACGUUUGAGGUGCAGCAAUACGCCAGCGCCGCCCACGGCUACAACUGGGGGCUCUGGUGCAUGUACAUCAUCCCGCCGCAGGACUGGCUGGACCGCGGGGACGAGGCGGCGCCCACCAGGACCCCCGCCAUGAUCGGCUGCUCCUUCGUGGUGGACCGGGAGUAUUUUGGGGACAUCGGCCUCCUGGACCCGGGCAUGGAGGUGUACGGCGGCGAGAACAUCGAGCUGGGCAUGAGGGCUCUUGCCUCCCUGGACGGCUGGCCGCAGAGCAGGCCCCUCUGCCCGGCAGGGGACGGGCCCCCUGAGGCCUUGCCUUGGCCUCGACCCCCUCCCCAUGGCAUCUCCUUUGGUUUCUGGUCGCAGGUGAGAAACAGCAAAGCCAGCGGCUACUGCUUGGACCAGGGGGCGGAGGACGAUGACCGCGCCAUCCUCUACCCCUGCCACGGGAUGUCCUCCCAGCUCGUGCGGUACAGCACCGAGGGCCUGCUGCAGCUGGGCCCCCUGGGCUCCACCGCCUUCCUGCCCGACUCCAAGUGCCUGGUGGACGACGGCAGGGCCCGCACGCCGGCCCUGAGAAAGUGCGAGGAUGUGGCCCGGCCGGCGCAGCGGCUGUGGGACUUCACCCAGAGUGGCCCCAUUGUGAGCCGGGACACUGGCAGGUGCCUGGAGGUGGAGAUGUCCAAGGACGCCAACUUUGGGCUGCGGCUGGUGAUGCAACGGUGCUCGGGACAGAAGUGGGCCAUCAGAAACUGGGUCAAGCAUGGCCGGCACUGACCCCUGGCCCAGCCUCCCCAACCUGCAUCGCAGACCUGGAGGCCUGGGGAAGGGGACGGACCUUCCCGCCCACCCCGAGCUGGAGCC